CUCUUCUCUUGUGCGUUCGAGUGUGAGCCUGUCUGCAUGUGAGUCGGCUGCAUCCUCAGCACCUGAGACAUUACCUCCGGUCUCCACAGGGGAAGCUGCACCGCUGACACUUGACUCCUCGUGAAAAGACCCUGGUCGUUGGCUCAUCAGAUCUGUCAAUCAGGACUUUAACCCAGAAACUCUGCGGGUGUAAGAGAGGAGAGGGAGGUCAACAUGGGCUCCAGCUCCUCCUCCUAUGCCCCCAAAACCAUUUACCUGGAUGUGGACGGGAAAGUGCAAAAGGUGGUGUUCAGUCGCCACUGCAGCCCAUGUGACAUCAAGGAGCUCCUGUGUUCCUCAUCUAACAUCCCCAGGAACACUGCCAUCAUGAUGGUGGACCCAGAGGGCGCCUUGGUCUCCAUAGAUCCCACUAUGCCCACCAACUCUCCAAACUUUCUGUACAAAGUUGUCCCUCUGUCCACUGGCCAGCUCGGAGAGAAGGAGGACAUGUUUCAGAAUGUGCUGUCCCAGGUGGCGGAGCAGUUCAGCAGAGCCUUUCGCAUCAACGAGUUGAAGACUGAGGUCACCAACAGGCUAGCAAUGCUGGAGAAGAGGGUGGAACUUGAGGGCUUGAAGGUGGUGGAGAUCGAGAGGUGUAAGAACGAUCUGAAGAAGCUACGAGAUGAGAUGACUUCAAGAGGCGGUGGCAGGGUAAACUGUCCAUGCAAAUACAACUUCGACGAUGGGAAGAAGGUCACUCCUAGAAGAGAUGUCCCCAAUUACCCAAAGUACACGCUGUCUCAGGAGACGAUCGAGGCACUCAAGAAGCCGACAUUUGACGUCUGGCACUGGGAACACAAUGAGAUGCUGAGUUGUUUGGAGUAUAUGUACCAUGACUUGGGGCUGGUGAAGGAAUUCAACAUGAACCCCAUCACACUCAAACGCUGGCUGCUGGCGAUUCAGGAGAACUACCGUAACAACCCUUUCCACAACUUUCGCCACUGCUUCUGCGUUAGUCAGAUGAUGUAUGGCAUGAUUCACCUCUGCAACCUGCAGGAGAAGCUGACUCUCACCGAUAUGGGAAUUCUAAUGACAGCUGCUGUGUGUCAUGACCUGGACCACCCUGGCUACAACAACACGUACCAAAUCAAUGCCCGCACGGAGCUGGCAGUGCGCUACAACGACAUCUCCCCGCUGGAGAACCAUCACUGCGCUGUGGCCUUCCAGAUCCUCUCUCUUCCUGAGUGCAAUAUCUUUGCAAACGUGGAUCCAGAGGCGUUCAAACAGAUCCGACAGGCAAUUAUCACCCUCAUCCUGGCCACUGACAUGGCCCGACACGGCGAGAUACUAGACUCCUUCAAACAAAAAGUGGACAACUUUGACUUCACCAAUGAGGAGCAUGUGACAUGUCUGAAGAUGGUUUUGAUCAAGUGCUGCGAUAUUUCCAACGAAGUGAGGCCAACUGAGGUAGCCGAGCCGUGGGUGGACUGCCUCCUGGAGGAGUACUUCAUGCAGAGUGACAGGGAGAAGUCUGAGGGUCUCCCCGUGGCUCCCUUCAUGGACAGAGACAAAGUCACCAAACCCACCGCUCAGAUCGGAUUCAUCAAGUUCGUCCUCAUCCCAAUGUUUGAGACUGUCAUGAAGCUUUUCCCUCAGAUUGAAGAGAUCAUGGUUCAACCGUUGAGAGACUCUCGUGACCACUAUGAGGAGCUGAAACAGAUCGAUGACGCCAUGACAGAGGAGCCUUCGUUUGUAUUCAAAUUGAAGAAAGACUUCAAAAAAAGUGACUGAGGCCUCAGUGAAGACAUUCUGCGCUGCAUUCUGGAGAUGACAGAUGGAGAGAAAAAAGAGACUGCUCGGCUACAUACUGAACUAAACUUAGGCAUCAUGGUGGCAUGUCUUGAACUUUGACUUAGACUUUUGCACUGGAUGUAACAGAGAGGGACCUGGUGACCUUAUAUAUAUAUUUAUGGUGUUGAUGUUUUUCUCCCUACUUUUUUUUUUUUAUUAUUUCAUAGUGCCGUGAGAGUUUAAAGGACCAGUUUUUCCAAAAGACAUUGAUUCAAAAACAUUGAUUACCAUGCAUCAUAAAAAUGGCUGCAGAACAGGUCUCAUGGACAAAAGAUGCAGUAAAAAAUUCACUGCAAACUGCAAAUGAUUAUUUAUUCUAUCCCAACUUUUCAAGUAGAAAAAUAAAAUGCACCAAACUGGGAUGUUUUCACCUCACUGUAGCAAUAAGAUUUUGAUUGAUAUGGUCCACUGGGUGUUUUCCAAAGAAGAAUGCAGCUUUGCACCUUUAAUUUUUUUUUGUUCACAUACGAUGAUCAGUUUUAUUAAUCCAUCACAAAUCAACAUGUAUUUUCUUACCUUUUACACCUUUUAACAAAAGAAAGCCAUGUGGAGGCAUAUAUUGUCCAAGGUGUCACAUGAUUUGUCCUGUAAAAAUGUUCUAAGAUCUCACAAUACAUGUAAAACAGUGAUUUGUAUGUUUGUUCAGUCUUUAUACAUAAAGGUUA
Molecule: messenger RNA, 2495 nt
Organism: Acanthopagrus latus (yellowfin seabream)
Lineage: Eukaryota; Metazoa; Chordata; Actinopteri; Spariformes; Sparidae
Gene: pde9al
Product: phosphodiesterase 9A like
Exons: 19
Coding region: 214-1770 (518 amino acids)
Biological process (GO): cGMP catabolic process
Molecular function (GO): 3',5'-cyclic-GMP phosphodiesterase activity
Source: RefSeq, a predicted model, not a curated record